UUUUGUGACUUAAUCAUGGUGAUUUUUCUCUUCCAAUCACAGCGUUCUGGUGGGGCAGGGUUCGACAACUGCAAAGGAACCCUCGUUUCUGAGUAUUUUAUCUUGACAGCAGCUCACUGUUUCACUAUCGACGAUACGGCUGACCAGAUCAGAGUCACAAUCGCCAAGCAAGAUUAUACUGUGGAAAACAUUCUACUCCACCCAGAAUAUAAGAUCGGAAAACUGGCAGAUCGCGGAAUCCCUGAAUUCUAUGAUUAUGAUGUUGCCCUGAUAAAACUUCAGAAAAAAGUUGAGUUCAGUUACAAUGCAAGGUGAGAUCUCGCA
This is a messenger RNA of Notechis scutatus (mainland tiger snake), 324 nucleotides long. NCBI's taxonomy places the organism in Eukaryota, Metazoa, Chordata, Lepidosauria, Squamata, Elapidae. The record is from RefSeq and is a predicted model, not a curated record.